Molecule: messenger RNA, 1132 nt
Organism: Striga asiatica
Lineage: Eukaryota; Viridiplantae; Streptophyta; Magnoliopsida; Lamiales; Orobanchaceae
Source: the annotation of a GenBank genome assembly
CUUGCUUCGUCGCCCCUGUUUCAUCAUUCAUCGUCUCUGAGAGACCGACCGUUUUCUCUUCCAUAUCCCUUUUCUCUUUCUUCUUUUUGUUUAAUUCCAUUUUUUCCCCUUGUUUUUUUAUGGUUUUCCCCUUGUUUUUUUUGUUCUUCCCUUCCCUCGGUUAUAUCUCAAGGAGAAGCCUGCUAAUUUUUGUACAGAUUUAUUCAGGUUAGUUGUUUAUAGUUCAAUAUCUGGAGAGAUAGGAAGAUGAAUCACUUGGCUAUUCAGCAGAAAAGUUUUGCUGCCACUUACAGAUCUAUGGAGAAAAAAGAACACGUGGUUUGCCCUAAGCCACGAAGGCUCGCUUUGCUUCAUGCUACCCUAACCGAACCUUCCCAAGUCAGACCCCUGCACUGCCACUCGAGCCUUCACCAAGAAGUUUUUGAUGCAAAAGCUGGAAAUGAACUCCUGGACAUCAUCCUAACAAAGGGCUCUAAUACUAAUUGUGAUUCGAGUCAACCGGCCGAACCAAUAGCCUCGUCACCCCCAUUUUUUUGCGGGUCCCCUCCAAGCAGAGUAUCUAAUAACCCACUAAUUCAAGACUCCCAAUUUGGGAACACGAAAUUCACCAUGGGCCCACCACGCACGAUCCCCACCCCUUUGGGCCCGGCCCACUUCCCUUCAUCCUCAGCCUGCAAGCCCGGAAAUUAUUCCGGUGCAAAUUUUGGCAAUAACCCGGUUUUCAGAGUUGAGGGCUUCGAAUGUCUCGACCGCGACAGGAUCGUGUGUUUUGUCUAGUUGUGCAUAUAUUUAUAUUUUAAUUGAGGUUUUAAUGAGAGUUCUCAAAUUUUCUUUGAGUUAGUAAGUUGUAACUAAAGGGAGAAAAAAAUGAGCCUGUUGUGUAGUUAAAUUGAGAGGUUUCAAGUUUUGUGGACUGAGGAAUAGUUAUUAUCAUCUCUUCUCUCUUUGAAAUGGUGUAAUGUAAUUGAGAGAGUUGAGAAGAGUUUGGGGGUUCUGUUCUGUAAUUUAUGUAAGUUUUUGGGGUUGGUUUUGAGAUUUUGGUGGUCUUUGCUUUGAAAGGAAAAUUUGUACAGAAGGAAUUUAACCAUCACACAUAUAAUAGCAUUAUGUUUCUACAAUUCUUACUUUAUUU